This is a messenger RNA of Adelges cooleyi (spruce gall adelgid), 1779 nucleotides long. Its product is annotated as transcription termination factor 5, mitochondrial-like. Gene Ontology annotation, cellular component: mitochondrial matrix. The record is from RefSeq and is a predicted model, not a curated record. The transcript is spliced from 9 exons. Gene Ontology annotation, molecular function: double-stranded DNA binding. The coding region runs from base 47 to 1513 and encodes 488 amino acids. Gene Ontology annotation, biological process: termination of mitochondrial transcription; regulation of DNA-templated transcription. NCBI's taxonomy places the organism in Eukaryota, Metazoa, Arthropoda, Insecta, Hemiptera, Adelgidae.
UGGUCAAAAAGUAUCAGUCCUGUCGAUAUUUUUCAUCAAAAGAUGUAUGCCUUUUCACGAGACAAAAAAAAUUAUGAAUAAGUAUGCGUCAAUAUGGAAUUCUCCUCCAGCUAUGUUAUCACACAAUAUAUCCUAUAUGAUGGAAUACGGCUUUACCAAAGAGGAUAUUUCUAAAACACCUCAAGUAAUAUCGGUGCAUCCAUUAACAUUAAAAAACUACAUUAUGUUACUGGAAGAAGGCGGAUUUUAUAAAGAAAAAAUUAAUCCUUUAGUGAUUUCAAGGUUUAAGAAUUUUAAAAAUAAAUCAAUUAAAAUGUUGAAAGCCGAAAAGUAUAUUGAUAACAAUAUUGACGUUCAACAUCAUAUACUAUCAUUUCUCCAAUUUCCAACAGACAAGUAUCCAAAAGAAUUUAAUGAGUCCCACACAUUGGGUGAGGUUCAAGAAAAUAUCUUUAAAUUAUAUGUUGAAUGGAAAAUUCAAAUGGACUAUACAGAUGUUGGACAAGCGUUAAAAGUCUAUCACAGAUUAUACAAUAAAAGCUUAAGACUAAUCGAGAGAUCUAUUGACAUUCUUAUCAAUGAUCUUAAUUUUAGUGAAGACAAAAUAAGAAGACAUCCAUAUUUGAUACACAGUGAUCCUGAUAAUAUAGUGAAAUUAUUAAACUUCAAAAAACUUUGUGGUAUGGACAUUAAAACGGUUUUAACAAAACAUCCAAAAAUUAUCCUCACUCCAUGCGAAUCAAUUCGUGAGAUUCAAAAACAUUUAAAGGAUUUUGGUGUUCCAGAAUCUGCUCUAUCAAAAGUUCCACAAUUAUACACAUUGGGAAGCAAUUCAAUUUAUGAGCGUUUGUGUAUUCUGAAGAACACACCCGAAUUAAAUUCUUUUAUGAACAAUCCACAGGUGGCUAGAUUGUUGUAUUAUAUAAAAAAAGUAAAUCUACGAUUGAAAUAUUUGCAAAACAAAAAUUGUGUUUCUUUACAUUUGUUGUCGUCAAAUACCAGAGCCUUUAACAGGUUUAAUUGCAGUGGUCACGCUAAGGUCACAUCUAAUGACAUUAUGCAUUUCUUGACAAAUGAAUUAAACGAAAACAAGCAACAGUUACGUAAACUGUUUGAACGUCACACAUAUUGGCAAUACAUUUCUCUACUGAGAAUCAGAAAAACGUUUGAGUAUUUGAAAAACAAACAAUUCACAAAAGAACAAAUAAAGAGUAGUGUACACAUAUUGUUGUACCCCAAGAAUAACAUUGAAGAAGCUCUGGUUGUCGCACAAAACAUGGAAGAUGUUUGUUUUUUGAGAAACUCGAAUGGAACAAUCAAAUCAGAAUUCAUCUUACCAUUAGUUUUAUAUCAUUUAGAAAAAUCACACCAUUUCUCAGGUAACGGCGUCUGGAGUUUCAACGAAAACAAUCAACAGUUUCUCUCAUCUGACCCAUCGAAAAACGUUUCUAAAGAUAAUGAGGAAUUAGAUCAUAUACCAUCUUCUUGUAUUAACGAUUAUGAACUGACCUAAACUAGCAGAGACUCUUCUUGUGGCGCUUUUUGAGGAGUUUUGAUGAUAGCCGUUGGGCCAAUAAACGGCAUGCAGUGAUUAAAAUAUAAAUGAUCUUCUAGAACUAAUUUAAGAUUGUUCAAACUAAAGACUGAAAGAAAUCAUUGACAUUGUGUAGUCAUAAACGUAUUUUUACUACUAAUUUGUUUCUCUAAUAAUAAAAUUAUAUAUUGUUAAUUAUAUUUCAGUUAUCUGCAAUAAAAUAUACUAUUAUGGUUAAAAGUUUA